UAUGCGUCGCUUUUACGCAGCCCCAUCGAAUCUAAACAAAAAGAGAAACUGCGAUCAAUCAGCGGCAGAUCUGCGUCUCUCCAGUUCCGUGCUGCAGUUCCGAGCCCAUCAGGAUCACCCCAAACCCCCAACACAAAUCCACAGGCGUGUGAGAGCUGAUAAAGGUGGUGGUUUACCGGAGCCUGGUCCGGAAUAGCGCAUGUUCGGUUCGGGGCCAGGAAGCGAUGAGGGGGGAAAUGACCAUCAUGGUCAUCUAACGACCCAAAGAGCAUCAGAACCACACAAAGAAAGAGCAUUUCCUCUGGUUAUAGACAGAGAAACGGGACCGACCCGGUUCGGUUGGAGGGUGGGAUUAGCUUUAGCUUUAGCAUGACUGCAGGGAUGCGCUGAUUCGGAUCCAUUUCAUCCUCAUUUCACAGGCUAGUGGAUGUCACGUCCGUCUUCAUGGAUUUUUCUCAGAUGACACAUCUGUUCACUGCACAGGGACCUGGGGCAUGGUGACUGCUGUCCAUCAGCCAGAACAGCGGCGUCUAGCGCGAGCCGUCUGGUCCUGAAGGAAGACGUCUAGGUGACGACACGGACAGGAGGACGAAUCCAGGACAGAGAUCGAGAGAGACAUGGGGCAGUGUGUGACUAAAUGUAAAAACCCCACGUCCUCUCUAGGCAGCAAAAGUGGAGAAAAGGAUUCUGGUAAAUCUCACGGAAAGAAGGGUGGUGGCGGUACGGGGGGCGUGCACAAGGAGGAUGCUUCCGCCAAGUCCUCCGCUGACAUCAUAUUCAACGGCACCAAAGUGUCAGAGGUCACCGUGGAUGGCAGCAUGGCUCCACCCACAUCGGUGGGUGACGUGCCGCGGGAGCUGCCCGCACUGGAUGGGGAAGGCGUGUCGCUCGCACGGAUUGAGGAGAUGUUCUUGCAUUAUAAGGACGAAUAUGAAGAUGCCAUCUUGGAGGAGGGAAUGGAACGGUUUUGCGAUGAUCUGUGUGUCGAUCCAGCCGAGUUUAAAGUGCUGGUGCUGGCAUGGAAGUUCCAGGCUGCUACAAUGUGCAAGUUUACAAGGAAGGAGUUUGUCGACGGCUGUAAGGCAAUCCAAGCCGACAGUAUACCGGGGAUCUGCUCGCGUUUCUCUGUGCUGCUCGAGGAGUCUCGUGGUGAAGAGAGCUUCAAAGAUCUCUACCGUUUCACGUUUCAGUUCGGUCUGGACGCCGAGCAGGGCCAGCGCUCGCUGCAGCGGUCCAUCGCCAUCGCGCUGUGGCGGCUCGUCUUCACACUGGACACGCCCCCAGUGCUGGAGCGCUGGCUGGACUUUCUGUCGGAGAACCCGUGCGCCGUGCGCGGCAUCUCUCGCGACACCUGGAACAUGUUUCUGAACUUCACGCAGAGCGUCGGCCAGGACCUCAGCAACUACAGCGAAGACGAGGCCUGGCCCAGCCUGUUCGACUCGUUCGUGGACUGGGAAACGGAGAGACGCAGGAGAGAACGAGUGGACGCCACAGAGACAGAGUCCACCACGGACUGUGUAGGUGCCUCGAUGUGGGCGACAACUUGAGGGUUUUUGUUUUUUGGGAUGGGCGGUGAAUUCUGGACUAUGACGUGCGGAGAUGUUUCUGAGCCCGUCACUCUCCAUCCAAAUUUGUGAAUUAUUAUAAUGACGUUUUUGGUCUUAUUGCAUUGGGAAUCCCAGUGCGCUCUCUUGACUUUUGUUUAAAUGAAAGGGCUCCAAACUAAUUGUUUUUUUAAGCACUUUUAUUUAAUUUAUUGUUUUAUUUUUUUGCUAUUGGUAAUUUAAAGGGAUAGUCCACUCAAAGAUGAAAAUUCUGUCAUCAUUUACUCGCUCUUAUCUCGUUCCAAAUUACUUGAAUUUCUUACGUAGUCCUUUUUCCGUGGCUCCAAAAUGACAAAAAAAAAUAAAAAGCAGCAUAAAAGUAGUCCAUAGGGUUCAUACAUAGUUAUACUAUGUUCACUAUAUUCCAAA
Molecule: messenger RNA, 1973 nt
Organism: Myxocyprinus asiaticus (Chinese sucker)
Lineage: Eukaryota; Metazoa; Chordata; Actinopteri; Cypriniformes; Catostomidae
Product: DCN1-like protein 3
Exons: 4
Coding region: 618-1547 (309 amino acids)
Biological process (GO): positive regulation of ubiquitin-protein transferase activity; protein neddylation
Cellular component (GO): ubiquitin ligase complex
Molecular function (GO): ubiquitin conjugating enzyme binding; ubiquitin-like protein binding; cullin family protein binding
Source: RefSeq, a predicted model, not a curated record